Trachemys scripta elegans is the source of this 954-nucleotide messenger RNA. RefSeq names its product butyrophilin subfamily 1 member A1-like. Gene Ontology annotation, biological process: regulation of cytokine production; T cell receptor signaling pathway. The record is from RefSeq and is a predicted model, not a curated record. The transcript is spliced from 4 exons. Gene Ontology annotation, molecular function: signaling receptor binding. Gene Ontology annotation, cellular component: external side of plasma membrane. NCBI's taxonomy places the organism in Eukaryota, Metazoa, Chordata, Testudines, Emydidae. Bases 1 to 954 code for a protein of 317 amino acids.
AUGACGAGGAAGGUUCCCUUGUUCUUCCCCGGCACCACAGUGAGCUCUGCUCUGCCCAGUUACGUCGCUCUGUGCCUCACUCUACAGGUUCACAGGCUGGCGUCAGCACAGUUCACAGUGACUGGACCUGACCACCCAGUCAUUGCCUCCAUUGCAGGGGAGGCCAUCCUGCCCUGCCACCUCUCCCCCAGGAUGAGCGCUGAGAACAUGGAGGUGAGAUGGUUCCGAUCCCAGUUCUCUCCAGCUGUGCACCUGUACCGUGAUGGGCAGGAUCAGUACGGAGAGCAGAUGUUGGAAUAUCGAGGAAGAACUGAGCUUUUGAAAAACAACAUCACCAAUGGGAGAGCUUCCCUGAGAAUACGCGAUAUCCGACCCUCCGAUGAUGGGCCAUAUGUGUGUUUUUUUCAGUCCGGUGUCUCUUAUGAAGAUGCUAUAUUGGAACUGCAGGUGGCAGACUUUUGGCUCAUUACGGGGUACUGUAGGAUUAUCACAAGUUCAUUUAUUUCUUCUGUAGGUUUCGGCUCUGCUCCUGCCAUCUCUGUGGAGGGACAUCAGGACGGAGGGAUCCGGGUUGUGUGUCGAUCAGCCGGAUGGUACCCACAGCCUGAGGCUCAGUGGAGAGAUCUCCAGGGGCAGCUCUUGCCAUCAGCUUCUGAAAACAUAUCCCAAGAGGCCAAUGACCUGUUUCAAACAGAGAUUGCCAUUGUUAUAACAGAAGAGUCCAACCAGAAAGUGUUCUGCUCUGUCAGGAAUCUCCUUCUCAACCAGGAGAGAGAGUCAGAGAUUUCCAUAGCAGAGCUGUUUUUCCCGAGGGUCAAUCCCUGGAUGGUGGCUCUGGGUGUGAUCCUGGCUCUCCUGGCUGUUCUCAUUGGCCUGGCCAGUUACUGCUUCUGGAGGCAACACAGAGCGAAAGGUGAAGUAACAAAAGGGGGGAAUUUGGUGGUAGAUGGAUAG